AUGAUGAAUGAGCACAAAACGUUGUUGCAUAAUGUAGACAAACUGUUGAACAUGUUGGUUCAUCUAUUUAUUAUCCGGCCUUACAAAUCUGACAAAACGCAUAUAAAAUACAUAUUGCCUUGCUUGCUUCCAGACAGGACAGAGUAUGAUUUGAAAAGAAUGAAUGAAUCGGUUAAAACAAAACGUUUCCAGAUAGUAUUUCCUGACAACCAUAUGCCCCCAACUUUCUACUAUGUUCUUGUCGGCGGACUCUUAAAGGAAUGGAAACUGAUUGAAAAAAAUCCCGACAUGCCCGAGAUCUACAACCUGUAUGCCUGCUUUCGACUUGACUCGGAGACACAACAACUGGAAAUCUUCUGGAAAGAAUCACAAGUGUAUAUCAACUUAAAAAACUACUCGAGAGAUAAAGAAUGGGAAAGAAACAAGAUAGUUGAGAUUCUAGAAAUUGUCAAGAAAAGGAUACAAAAAGUGUUUCUAGUUUACAGACAUACAAAUGAAGAUUACGAGAUCAGGGUGCAGUGUCCAGAACACAAAACGUCUUUUGUUUCGCUUGCAGCCAUUAUGAGAGAUGGAGAGGCCAUGUGUAAUGACGACACAUUAAAACACGGUCUGACCUACGAAGAUGUCUUCCAUAGUAAACUGCUGGAGACGAACCCUUUGUUAAAAGAAAAACCAACGGACAAACAUCUCGGUCGGCUCGCAAUCUACUUAGUUAGAGAAGAAGCUAUCAGUCUCGCUGCUCGUCUAAGACUGCAUCUUAGUCUUAUUGAAGUUGACCGAGCUGCUCAAAAGACUUCUGACACAAAUAUGAGAAGGUUGUACAUUUUGUAUAAAUGGAGGAGCAGCAAUGGCUUUGCUACACUAGGUGAUUUGAUAGAGUUGUUGACGGUGACCAAAGACUAUCAUACUGAUGAACUGCUCAAACAGCUUGAGACAUCGCCAGAAAGACAAAAAUAUGCUAUACCCAGUAAGAGGCUAGAUUGUAUCCCGGAGAACAACGUUGAUAUAAAGAUUGCUUCCAAGUAUAUUGGCGCUCUCUUCCAGUUCUUGAUGCUGGAACUUGGACUACAUGUCGUAGAAAUAGAAGCAGAUAUUGCCAACAACCGAGGCGACAUGUACAAUACUAUCUUUUGCUUGCUAGAUAAAUGGCGGAAAAAACAUGCAGAAAACUCUACGACGAGAACACUACUAGACACGGCAAGUUUUGUUGGAAUAGACACAAUUGAAAUGCAGAAAGAGAUCAUUAAGAAAUCACAGCAAUUAAGAUAUUAGACUGGAUAUAUAUAAAGGCUAGAAACAAUGAAGAUAUUUGAAAGACAUUUUUUUUCUGUCUGUCUCAUUUAUAUACCCGUUUCAGUAGUUUAGAACUGCGUUGUUUGUUUGUUGUUUUUUCAAAUGAUAGGGAAAUGUGUGUCCACUACUUUACAGUUCUUUACUAAUUACAUUAGGUUUGUUUAAAAUAUGUUGAUGCCGAAACUGUUGAAAAGUAUUUUAACACACCCAUUAUGUUUUGCAUGUAAAUGCAAAGGAAUUAUAUGGGUAGUUUUUGCCUUUUCACCAUAAAGGUUAGAUAGAAAGUACUGAAAAGGGUUUUGGAUUAAAUGGUACUUGAAAUGGGUUUUUGUAUGGAAGGUAGGAUAUUGAAAAGGCAUUUUUGUGCGGGAAAAGAGGAGAAAUGGAUUAUAAAAAGAUAUUAGGAUAUUCGUGCAUUUUCAUGCGCACUUGUGGCAUUCAAAUGUGAGUGCUAUGACUCACACGAUAAUAAUAAAAACAUGCUACAGGGAAAUAAUUUAGAUCAGUACAUAUACUUCGAAACAAACAACAUGCAAAUGAUGUUAUGAGACAGCUGGAAUCAGCGUGUGUAGUCUUGGCGUAGACAUUAAACUAAACAAGAACCUGAUUGUAGCAUGAACUUAAUUACCAGUGCUUGAGACAUUUGUAUGUGUUUUAAUUGAGCAUUUCUUUGAUUUUAUAUUGUAGAUGAAUCAAAAUGAGUUUUCUUACAUGGAUAUGUAUAGUCUCGGAGAUCCUUUUUUGAUGGAGAGAUCUUCAGCAUUUUAUUGAACACUGUAAAAUUCAACUUUCUUAAAGACAGGCACGAGAUGUUUGAAAUUCGUUUGAAAUUCGUACAUUCCGCCUUUCUCAUUAUCACAAUUUCAAUAGAUAUAUGUUCUUUGAUUUAAAAUAUUUAAAAAAUAGGUGAAACAUUUGAGAGCACAAUGCUUGGGCAGCUUCAUACUAACCAUCCACAUAAGAGUAAUACAAGGUGAUAAUAAGAGCUUGGGCACAAUAUUUCCUUCACAUGGUAACAGAUAUUUGUCAUAAAAUUUGGUUAAAGUGCAAUAAAAGUAGUAUUCAUGUAAUACAGGAGACGUUUCGAAAACGACCUACUACGGCAACACCGAUUGUUAUUAAGUCUACCGCCUGUAUGAUCUCAACAGUCGGUAUAUUGACAUAAAGACAGUAUGAUGUAACUCUCGUAACGUUUAAUCAUGUUUUAAAAAUUCAAAAGCAGUACAAUAAAAGCAAUGCUCAUUAGCUCAAAUAUACGCACAUUAUCAAGGGGCAAGUUUCUGAUGGCUGUAUAAGAAAAUGAGAAAAUUGUGUUAUCUCUGAAAAGGCUAUGUCCCACUAGAGAGGAACGGCAUAAGCGGUUGUGUUGUAUUAGAUAAGGUGACAGUAAUCGUGAGGAACGUAUGAUUGUUAAGCGUGAUUCUUUUGAUACACGAGUUAUUGCUUGAACUGGAGUAUCGUUUUAAGACAGUACUGAGAUUCGAAUUGUCAACUGUUUUACAAGUGAACUAAUGCGGGCUCUAAACUCUACAUAGAAUGUUUUAACAAAAUUAAAAAUUUUAUGAGUCAUCGACAAAAAUGUAUCCAAUCUGUUUCCAGAAGAUUUCGUACCAUAUUUAAUAUUUCGCUGAUACACCGCUUCUAGCCAUAUAGCCCAUCAUACAUUGAACAAUUUUAAAACUAAGUAAACUAAUUUCAUACCUGCAUUGAACUCUGUUCGAACGAUUGCAGAAGCGCACUGUAAGAGCGGUUUAAUGACAAAAAAAAAACAGAAAUAAAAACUUUAAAAAUAAACUAUUAAUACAAUUUUGCCGUCUUGAUCUAAGCAAAUGCAAAAUGAUUUGAUGCUGUACCGGAUUUCAAAUUUACUUUUUUGCACUGAAGUACUGAUCAUUUAACAUACGCCUAUAUGUCUGUUUGUGAUAUAAGUUAAACACCCUUGUAUGAAGAAAUUCUUGAUCGUUGAGAACGUAUUAAUCAGGAGUCAAAGCUAGAAAGGGAUUUGUAAGAGCAUAGAUAUUGUAAUUCAUAUUCUGAUUAUUUCAAACAAAGGGAGGCAAUUUUCUAUCUUUGUAGAGUAUUAAGGUAUGCAUACACAAGAUAUAUAAAUUAAUAACUUUGGUUUAUUGAUAUAUUAUAUUGGAUCUACUGAAUACCUUCGAUUUACUUUAUACAUAUUGUAAUCAUUGGAUACUUUACACUUUGUAAAUAAAAAUGUUUUGCUGGAAAAAAGACUGUCCGUUAUCAUAGACAUGGUCAUAAUUAUAUGACAGAAAUCCUAUUGAAGCUGUAGAUAAUUUGAACUCUGGCAAAUUUACCAACUGCACUGGCAAAUUUGGCAUUCAACGUAGAGCAUUUGAUCGGAAAAUAAAGGCGCAUUAGUUGUUGAUGUACAACUGUAGAAAUUUUGAUCUAGGGCCAAAGCUAUUAUGUCAGUUUUUUACUCAUUUGUAUGCUCAAUUUAGUACACUCCAAAGAAGUAUAGGGCUGAACAAAAUUCAAAAGAAAAUACAUUUUUACGUUUAAAAAUUCUGUAACAGAAAUUAACACAUGAAUGCUAUGCAAGUAUAUUCUGCGUUGUUACGUAAACUGGAUGGUCGCUUGAUCUGCAGCUCCUCGUCGGCCUUUUUUCCGGUCCCAUGCAACAUGCUUUCUAGUCGUCGGUGUUGGUUUGGAUAAAAUAAUUAUAUAGUUAAAAACUGGACGAAACAGUGCGUCAUCAAUUUGGAGAAGUCCACUGCAUGUGCACGAUGGGAACUGGUGUCCCAGGAGGAAAGGAUCGAGCUCUAUCAUCCAUGUAAGACGUUAUACAAGUCUCCUUGCACGGAUACUGAAGUUUGUUAUUUUAAUUAUCGUGGUAAGCUUUCUUCUUCGCAUGUUAGUGUCAAUCCCAGGCAAAACAUACUAGAGUAAGGAUCAGUAUAAAUAGGCAGAGUUGCGAAUAGUUAUAGCCAGCAUGAACUUUUGAACAUUUUUUUCUGUUAUAUUAUUGUACAUUUUAACUGAUAUAUAGUUCAAGAAAUGUUCUUAAAGGCGCUUAGUUUUUCCGGACGAGUCGAUAUUUACCCCAACACCGUGCUAAUUUGGUUGUGUUUCUAAUCGAUAUAGCUCAUUGCAGAGUUGGAGAGGUCUUCUGCGCAUGCCCGGAAGUGAUUAUCUAAUGUCGCGUACGGCAAAAAUUCGCAAAUUAUUGCAUGUUCGCAUGCAUUUAAUGAAUAAUAUGUAUAAUAUAUGACUAGAGGUUAGGGUAAGUAUCACCAUGGUUACAAAAAUAUAUACAUUUUAAAAGUACUUUUAGUUCAAAUUGCUUCAAUCCAACAUAUACUGGAGUCUGUAAUUUAUACCGGCGCUUCAACUCUGCAUUGAGUCACAGCUGUUUCUAAUCCCGUACCGUACCCAUACCGUACAUCCGUAUUCGUAAACUAUAGGUUUUGUUCGUAGAAAGGCGGAAACUUUCAUCGUUCUAUGACAUCAAAAUGCUUCAGAAACACUUUAAAAUUCGCUUAUUAAGAAAUCUGCCGUUUGAUAAUUUGAUAUAUCUCUAAGUCAUUUGCUCAAACACUGAAAGAGUAUUUCGUACCAACCUGCGUUGUAUAAGUGCCCGCCACACCCCACCUCGUUGUAAUUUGAUUUAAGGGAAAUCUAAUAUAGUGACCUAUCAAUUUUCUUUUUGUUUUAGAUUAGGUAGACAUAACCGAAGGUAUGUGCAGAGUUUGAUUAAAUUCUAUUAUGUGAAACUCGAUAAAAUAGCAGAAGUACCAACUUAAAAUUGACAAACAUUUGCAAAAAUAGCCAUUGGGUCUGCUGAACAAGUAUUCCUUUCUUCACAAAAUCAUUUUCUUUUGAUUUCUCUGAGCAUGUUUCAAAUAGAUAUAUUGUUUUCCGUUAUAAAAAUGCUUAGAUAUCAAAUUUAUGCUGAUUAUUGUACUUUACUGAAAUAUAUUUUAGGGUUAUAGAAAGUUUGAAAAAUGUUAAAAAUAAUACCAUAUCUAGGGGCAAA
Molecule: messenger RNA, 5293 nt
Organism: Mercenaria mercenaria
Lineage: Eukaryota; Metazoa; Mollusca; Bivalvia; Venerida; Veneridae
Exons: 3
Coding region: 1-1272 (423 amino acids)
Source: RefSeq, a predicted model, not a curated record